Didymosphaeria variabile is the source of this 810-nucleotide messenger RNA. RefSeq lists its product as uncharacterized. NCBI's taxonomy places the organism in Eukaryota, Fungi, Ascomycota, Dothideomycetes, Pleosporales, Didymosphaeriaceae. Gene Ontology annotation, cellular component: mitochondrion. Bases 1 to 810 code for a protein of 269 amino acids. Gene Ontology annotation, biological process: mitochondrial electron transport, NADH to ubiquinone; mitochondrial respiratory chain complex I assembly. The record is from RefSeq and is a predicted model, not a curated record. The transcript has 2 exons.
AUGCGGCCAACAGCACGAUGCCUGACGCCCGGCUUUUUCAGGCGCAGCCUCGAUGAGUUCAAGCGAUUGUCUAAUAUCGCGCUCAAGCUUGAGGGAUUGCGGUCGCCCACGAAACCGUUUCCUUUGAUACUGUUUGAUUCGCAAAACGCCAUCACGCGGUGCAAACGCAUGAGCGACAAAGACAUCGGUGGCUUCUCUUCUGCCAACCUCGACUUCCACGCUGCUACGCCGACCGAGCCUGCGCACGCUCGCUUCCACGGCAAAAUAUCUGUCGAGCUUCCCAAAGAUCAGCCGCAUGUGCAGCGUACUGGCUACGCUGGCUGGCGCACACUGGACCGUGGCUUUACCAUCUUUGGGAAGUCGCUGUGGGACGUGGAUUCAUAUGCCUAUCUGGCGAUUCAAUUCAAGUCUGAUGGCCGCAAAUACUUUGUCAAUGUCCAGACUGAGUCGAUUGUCCCGACAGACAUCCACCAACACCGUCUCUACUCAAAGACGCCUGGUGAAUGGGAGACUAUCCUGAUCAAAUGGAACGAAUUUGUGCGCACAAACCAUGGCCAAGUGGUGGAGCCGCAGAGGGAGAUGCUCACGCAGAAAGUUCGGACAAUAGGCACGGCGUUAAUCGACCGUAUACCAGGACCAUACGAUCUAAGCAUAAGCAAGGUGUGGGCGACCAAUCUUGGAAAGGACGACGACAUCUUGGCGUCGGUAAAGGGUGCCAUUUCGGGGCUCCCUGCAUCUUCAGCACCACAGCGCAGCUUCGACAAAGUCGAGAAACCAAAGUCAGUGCUUUCAGGUGACCACAUAUCAUAG